CAGAUUCUGUCCCUUUCUAGUUUAGCGCCAAAUGCCAUAACAUGAGGAUGGAUGGCCUGACUUCAGAAGCGAACAAAUCCAAACCGCAUCAUCAUAUCACGUACCACUUUCUUCUCCUCACCAAGCAUCCUCCUGUACAAACACAAGCACAAAUGCCUCUUACCCCACAAACCCAUCCAUAAUGGUUAAGUUCUACGAGUCGACCUUCGCAUACGACUACUCCUUUCCGGCCGUAACCCUCGCAUACUUCCUGCGAUACCCAAACCCAUACAGCACGCAUGUGCUUUCCACCGAUGUGAUCUCGCGGAGUAUCGAUGCCGCAGGCCGUCUCCAUACUCUCCGUGUCCAUCGGAAAUCCUCGAGGCUGCCAUCUGCGGUGCUGAAACUGCUGCCGCAGUCGGUGCUGGGAAACAUCAGUGGCGGGAGAUCAGAGAGCUACAUACUGGAAACCAGCACCAUUGAUGUUAAUGAGGGAUGGAUGCGAACUGAAAGCAAGAACCUGGAUUGGACGGGCAUAUUGAGUGUGGUUGAGAAACAGGAAUACCGAAGACAUGUGCCUGUUGACGGGGGAGAAGACUUCAGCGUCGGAGCCGGAACAACUGGCGUGGUUACGACAGUUAUGUUUAAGAGUCGACUAGGGGAUAGGUUAAGGGCUAGGGCAACCAGGAAAGGUGAAUCUGCUUCAGCUGAGGAUGGGGAAGAGCUAAAGAAAGGGUUUCUGGCUAGCUGGAGCACGAGCGGUAUCCAGCGAAGCAUCGAAGCUAUCGCCAGCCGGAAGACGGAGAACCAAUUGGGAAAGAGUAAGGAAGGAAUGAAGGUUGUUCUGGAGAGACUACGACAUGGCGGGCUCGUGGGUGUCUUGGAGGGUAUGAGGAAGGAUCGGGAAAUGGCAUUCGGCCGGGAGGGCGUCUGGAAGAACGCCUGAAAAGAAUAGUACGGUAUUGGCAAAUUCGAUACACGAAACGAAGGAGGGGAUUAUCCGACUGCACAGUUCGAUUGUGCAUGUCGCUUGUUGUAUCAAUACACGAGUUUUGGGAGCGUGGAGUUUGGGUCGGGUAUUCAGGCGUUUACCAUCAUUUGGUUCAUUAGUCCGCUCUUACAAUGUAAAAUGUCAAAACAUGUACAGCUGCAUCAUUAUUCAUGAG
This is a messenger RNA of Cadophora gregata, 1145 nucleotides long. RefSeq lists its product as uncharacterized. The record is from RefSeq and is a predicted model, not a curated record. Lineage: Eukaryota; Fungi; Ascomycota; Leotiomycetes; Helotiales; Ploettnerulaceae. The transcript has a single exon. The coding region runs from base 182 to 925 and encodes 247 amino acids. Gene Ontology annotation, biological process: phospholipid transport. Gene Ontology annotation, molecular function: phosphatidic acid transfer activity. Gene Ontology annotation, cellular component: mitochondrial intermembrane space.